GACGCGCAGUGCGGCCGGUGACGCGCAGUGCUGCAUGCGAGAGGAGGCGAGGGGAUCAGAUAUAUAAAUGACGCGCUGACGAUAAAUGGAAUAACUCAUUUUUUUUGUUAACAUACUUUCACCAUUGGAAGAACCUUUCAUACCUUUGGGCAGAGGCUACGGAUAAUUAUAAGGAUUAUUGUAUUAUUAUAGGACGACACUGCCUUACUGGAAACAUCUAUUGUUUUCUCUUAUUUAUUUUUUAUAUUUUUGCCAGUGUUUUUUUGAACCAGUGAAACUUUGGUGCGGCUAUGGCCAAGUGGGGAGAAGGGGACCCCCGCUGGAUAGUAGAGGAGCGGUCCGACGCGACCAACGUGAAUAACUGGCAUUGGACGGAGCGCGAUGUGACGGCUUGGUCCACAGACAAGCUGACGGAGCUCCUGGUGGGCUGUCGGGUAGAGCGGGACGGGGCCAGCUGUCGGCUGACGGAUGUCACCAAGCUGGAGGGAGAGGCCUCCAUCAACAACCGCAAAGGGAAACUCAUCUUCUUCUACGAGUGGGUGAUCAAAGCCUCCUGGAUGGGAACUACCGCCAUCGGUAUCAAGUACAAAGGCACGCUGGAGGUGGCAAACCUUUCUGAUGAGAACGACAUGGAUGACCUGGACAUCUCGGUGAGUCUGUGUAAAGACGAACCGGUCACGCCUCUCCUCGGGCUGAUGAAGAAGGAGGGGGUGGAGAGGGUCCGCAAAGCUCUGGGAGAAUACGUGACCCUCCUCAAAUCAGCCUUCUCUCAUGGGAUGAUCCUUCCUACGGCGAGCGGACCCGGCCAGCCUCCACCAGCGCCUACGCCCAAACAGGUCACCGCCAGCCGAACUCAGAUCUCCUCCAGUGUGCCGGCCAAAGCUGUGCCCCAGGGCCCCCAGCAGGGGAGCGGCAGUACUGCAGGGGUCAGGAUCUCCACCUGCAGCUUCAGUCUGAAGGAGACGUUCCUCACGUCACCUGAUGAAUUGUACCGCACCUUCAUCAACCAGGAGUUUGUGCAGGUCUUCACCCUCUCAGCGGCCCAGGUGGACGGCUGUCGAGGAGGAAAGUUCCAGAUGUUGGACGGGAACGUGAACGGAGAGUUUUCUGAGCUGAUUCCAGAGGAAAAGAUUGUCAUGAGGUGGAGAUUCAAGACCUGGCCAAGUGAGCACUACGCCACCAUCACUCUGCGUCUGAAGGGCGUGGGGGACGAGACGGAGCUCAGACUGGACUGUAAGGGCGUCCCCUCUGGGGAGGAGGAGCGGACCAAGGAGGGGUGGAGGAGAUACUACUUUAAAGCCAUCAAACAGACCUUCGGCUACUGAGCCUCCCCCUACUGAUGAUCCCGGGGCUCAACAGACUCUCUCUUGAUGUACUACGCAACUGACACCAGGACACAGACACACAGUGUACCAGCACGCUACUGAAACUACAGACAGUCUACUGUCCGGACACAAUAGCACUGCCAGAACACAACACUGAAUGGACAAACUCCUGGAACUCUAUUGACAACAGGUACAAUAGCACUCUACCUAUAAUAUAUUGACACUCUAUUGACUAUCAACACUACCAGCACUACUGACAGCAGGGAAUAUUUGGAUAAGCAGGUCCUAUUUAACUGGUCAGGUUUUACUAGGGAGAUAGCCCUACUGUCCCACUAGUAUGUAGCAUAAUGUACAACCCAGAUUCCAAUGAAGUUGGGACGUUAUGUAAAACAUAAAUAAAA
This is a messenger RNA of Gadus macrocephalus (Pacific cod), 1726 nucleotides long. RefSeq names its product activator of 90 kDa heat shock protein ATPase homolog 1-like. Gene Ontology annotation, cellular component: cytosol. Gene Ontology annotation, molecular function: protein-folding chaperone binding; ATPase activator activity. The transcript has 9 exons. NCBI's taxonomy places the organism in Eukaryota, Metazoa, Chordata, Actinopteri, Gadiformes, Gadidae. The record is from RefSeq and is a predicted model, not a curated record. Gene Ontology annotation, biological process: protein folding; positive regulation of ATP-dependent activity. The coding region runs from base 291 to 1325 and encodes 344 amino acids.